This is a messenger RNA of Dreissena polymorpha, 2362 nucleotides long. RefSeq names its product mitochondrial fission regulator 2-like. The coding region runs from base 104 to 1279 and encodes 391 amino acids. Lineage: Eukaryota; Metazoa; Mollusca; Bivalvia; Myida; Dreissenidae. The transcript has 9 exons. Gene Ontology annotation, cellular component: mitochondrion. Gene Ontology annotation, biological process: aerobic respiration; mitochondrial fission. The record is from RefSeq and is a predicted model, not a curated record.
UAUGUGUUAGCUAAUUUGAUUGGAUAACAACUCCCAGGCCGGAAGUUGAUCCGGAGAAAUCUUUAAAUGUUGGAAUGGUAACCAUGAACAACACAAAGUAACUAUGGACAUUGUUGAUGAUGUGGUUGGCUAUCUGCGUGCUCUAUUACUAUACAUGGGCUUCGACGUAAACAACUUGGGGCAGAUAUUUGAGCCGUUGCCCUCACGUAGAAACAACAUCCGACACAGGAGUCUGGUUCGUAGGAUAGGUAGCAGACUUCCUCUCCUGCCUGCCAGACGCAUUCAUGUGCAAAGCAUCCUGCUGGGGUCCCAGGGUACCAGAGAGAGGAACAAUGAGAGCUUCUGUAGCGAGUUCUCCUAUGUAUCCAGUGGAGGGGAGAACUUGAUGUGGGUGGAGGAAGAUCUAGGCAACAACUGCAUCAUGGUUAGACCCAGAACCAAGCAUUUGGAUGAUCUCAAUGAGCCGGCAGGCAUCUCUCCAAGUUUCCACAUAGACGACCUAGAUGACGGAGCCUUCCACCCAAUACUCAGAGCGGAGACGGUGCGGUCCUCUACGCCAUACGAUGUGUCGGCCUGCUCUAUGUCGGCGCUGUCCACCACUGACCCGUUCACGCAGCAGAAGAUCCAUGCCCUGGAAGAUGAGCUGGCGGCACUGAGGUCACAGAUUGCUAACCUGAUUAAGGACCAGGAGAAAACUAGGCAGCCUCCAAUUCCAUUCCCAGACGUGUGUGCUAGCGGCCCCCUGCCAGCCCCUAUGGGGCCCCCUCCAGCCUGCCCACCACCACGCCCCCCUCCUCCCCCACCCCCUCCCCCUCCACCCAGCACGGGAGGCAUCUUCAAGGCUCCCACUCCUGGACUGUCUCUGGCAGACAUGAUCAAACAGAACAAGGACAUGUUGUCGUCUGCUGGGACAGGAAGUGCUGACAGCAAGACGUCUGGUCCCCUGUCCAUGACAGACGUCCUCAAGGGGCUGGGAACCGUAAAAUUGAAGGCCAUACAGAGGUCCCCGGGUGGCACCCCCUUGAAGACCAGCAAGCCCAAGCUGGCAGAGCAGUACGACCCGGCCAGCCUAAUCACAGAGGCUCUCAAGAAGAAGUUUGCCAGCCGUAUGCUGCACAGCCCACGGAGUCCGGACACAGACAAGGAGAAUGACUAUGAUAGCCCAGACAGUCCCAGAGCACCGUUUGGUCAACAUGUGCUGAAGAAGACCAAGAAGAGGUCACUGCUGUUCCAUGAGCGCCGUAACAGUGCCAGUCCACUCAGUGAGCGGAACCAGUGAGACAUUGGGGGCUGAACAAGUGAGCCACGUUCUGGGAAAACAGGGCUUAAUGCGUGUUUGUUAAGUAUCUUCCAAGAUUAGCCUGUGCAGCCUUCAUAGGUUAAUCAGGGAUGACACUUUUAAAGGAGGAUUAUUCUAAGCAAUAAUCCAGUCUAGGUGGAAAUUGUCCUCCCUGAUUAGAAUGGGACGACAUUUUACACGCAGGCAUUGAGCCUUGUUUUACCAGAGCGUGGCUGCAGUGAUACUGUAUACUCAAACCUGUGAUCUGGCGUAUACUUCUACAUAACCUGUUGGCUGGAGAAUCUGUGUACUAGACAGAAAGCCCAGGUCUGUAGGCCGAGAGCUGUCAGCCAAACUAGCCAUACAACCCUCUCAGUUUGGGUUGCCACGAUGGUUAUUACCUAGAAUGCUAAUGCAAUAACCAUUUCUGUGUUGUUUUUCUAAAUUUUUCCACGUCUUAUUUUAAAUAGGUUCCUUCUCUGUCUGUGUCUUUUUGCCAUACCCUUUAACUGACACAUCUAAAGCUCUUAUUUCUCUUGAAUUCGCUGAUUCUAUUGAAAUGUUUAGUUAAGUUUCCAAUAACGGCAAUAUGUACACUGUUCUAUGUCAGUUUACUUGUUUGUUUAAUUUAAUUUCUUUAAUUAUAGGCAUAUGUUUGUGUUUUGAAAAGUGCCUGCUUGGUAAGCUUGUUAUGUAUAGUAUUAAUAAUUGAUUAAAAGCAUUAUAAAAUAAUGUUCAUUAAUAAAAAAUUAACAUAUUUCUGUUUUUGAACUUAUCACAAAUUGUUAGUACAAUUUUGAUUGAUCUAGAUACAAAACUGUCUCAACACUCAUUGAAGUGAUUUAAUAUCCUUUACAAUUACUGGAACUCUAAACAUUUUAGUCAUAUGUCUUGUAAUAUACCUGUUGGACAAAUAUAAACACCACAGAUGUGUAUAUGUUUGGAAAUGGAUUCAUGUUGGGUCUUGUGAUAUUUGAUGCGUUUUUAUGUAUUAUUAUUAUUUGUACCAUAGUUCCUUGCUCUUAUGCAAACUGUAUAUUUGUAUCAAAGCCUGUGUAUAAAUAAACAUUACAGUCAUUGCCA